Messenger RNA from Gaeumannomyces tritici R3-111a-1, 1692 nucleotides. RefSeq lists its product as hypothetical. Gene Ontology annotation, molecular function: hydrolase activity, hydrolyzing O-glycosyl compounds. Lineage: Eukaryota; Fungi; Ascomycota; Sordariomycetes; Magnaporthales; Magnaporthaceae. Gene Ontology annotation, biological process: glucan catabolic process. The record is from RefSeq and is a predicted model, not a curated record. The transcript has a single exon. Bases 1 to 1692 code for a protein of 563 amino acids.
AUGUUUUCGACGCCACUUGCCAUCCUGGGCCUCGCGGCCGUCGUGGCCCAGGCCAAGGUCCAGUUUCUCGGCGUGUCUAUCUCGGGCGGCGACUUUGGCUGCACGAUAGACGGCAGCUGCCCGACGGGUCAGGUCCAACUGCCCCUGAGCUCGCUGGGCGGCGGCGACGGGCAGGGCCAGAUGAAUCACUUCGCCAAGGACGACGGCAUGAACAUGUUCCGGCUGCCCGUAUCGUGGCAGUUCCUCGCCAACAACCAGCCGGGCGGCACGCUCGACGCCCGCAACCUGGGCCGCUACGACCAGGUGGUGCAGGCCUGCCUGGCCACGGGCGCGCACUGCAUGAUCGACAUACACAACUUUGCGCGGUGGAACGGCAAGGUCAUCGGCCAGGGCGGCCCCUCGGACGACGACUUCGCCGGCCUGUGGCGCCAGCUGGCGGCCAAGUACGCCGCCAACGAGAGGGUCGUGUUCGAGCUCAUGAACGAGCCGCACGACCUCGACGUCGCCGCCUGGGCGCGCACCUGCCAGGCCGCCGUCACGGCCAUCCGCCAGGCCGGCGCGACCAGGCAGAUGAUCCUGCUGCCCGGCACCAACUUCGACAGCGCCGCCACGCUCGUGUCGAGCGGCAGCGCCGACGUCCUCAUGGCCGUGCGCAACCCGGACGGCAGCACCGACGGCCUGCUGCUCGACAUCCACAAGUACCUCGACGUCGACAACUCGGGCACCCACAAGGAGUGCACCACCGACAACCGCGCCGCCUUCGCCGAGGUGGCCGCCUACCUGCGCCGCGCCGGCCGCAAGGGCCUCGUGUCCGAGACGGGCGCGUCGCUCGACGGCAGCUGCAUGACGGCCUUUUGCUCGCAGAACGCCCUCAUCAACGAGAACGCCGACGUCUUUGUCGGGCUCGUCGGCUGGGCUGCCGGCUCGUUCCCGACCUCGUACAUCCUCAGCAUGACGCCCAGCAAGAACGGCAACGCCUUUGUCGACAACGCCAUCACCAAGCAGUGUCUGAUCGACACCUGGCUCAACGCCAAGGCUGUGGCACCCGCUCCCAGUGUUGCUCCUGCGCCCAGCGCCGCCCCGGCUCCCACCUCGGCCCCGGCCCCGGCCCCGGCCGCCCCCGCUGCCUCCAGCGCACCCGCACCUGUCUCCCCCGUCGCGCCGCCGGCUUCGAGCCUCCCGCCCUUCAUUCCCGCCCCCGCGCCGUCGGCAUCCUCGGCAUCAUCCUCGACAUCAUCCUCGGCAUCAUCCUCGGCAUCAUCCUCGGCAUCAUCCUCGUCCUCCCCCUCCUCCACCGCCCUCCUGGUCGCCUCCUCCACCGCCCUGCUCGUCGCACCGCCCCGCUCCCGCUCCACCUCCUCCUCCGCCUCGGGCUCGCCAUCGUCCUCCAAGCCCGCCUACCCGACCCGCAUCGUGCCCUCCGAGGUCUUGGGCACCGGCGCCGCCGCGACCAAGGACUCGGCCGCGCCCACCACGCUCCUGGUCGCCGCCGGCACCCCGCCGGCCCGCGCGCCCUACGGCGGCUCCUCCGGCGUGCGCUCCUCCAACGGCUCCACGCCCGUCUCGUCCCCGAGCCCGUCCGCCUCCAGCACCAGGCCGCCCAUCGCCGCCGCCGCCGGCUCCGUCUGGCAGCCGGCGGCCGCCACCAGCCUCGUCGCCGUGUUUCUGGCACUUGCUGCCCUGUUCGUGUAG